Messenger RNA from Homarus americanus (American lobster), 2632 nucleotides. RefSeq names its product YY1-associated factor 2-like (gene RYBP). Gene Ontology annotation, biological process: positive regulation of DNA-templated transcription. The record is from RefSeq and is a predicted model, not a curated record. The coding region runs from base 55 to 510 and encodes 151 amino acids. Gene Ontology annotation, molecular function: DNA binding; transcription coregulator activity. Gene Ontology annotation, cellular component: nucleus. The transcript has 3 exons. Lineage: Eukaryota; Metazoa; Arthropoda; Malacostraca; Decapoda; Nephropidae.
UGAAUUAGUGUUUUUACUUUCAGGCGGGUGAAGCGGGCUAACAAGGAGGAGAAUAUGUGGGACUGCAGUGUAUGUACCUACAGAAACUCUCCUGAGGCCUUCAAGUGCCUCAUGUGUGAUGUCCGCAAGGGUACAUCUACCAGGAAACCUCGUUUGAAUGCUGAGUUAGUGGCAGCACAAGUAGCACAAGUUGUACCUCCUAAAGUGAAGAAAUCAGAGAGAAAGGAUCGAGAACGGAAAGGUGAAGGUCGUAACCUACAGAAAGGAAGACCAAGAUUGAAGAAUGUAGAUAGAAGCACUGCACAACAUAAUGCAGUCACAGUAAACAAUGUCACAGUCAUCAUCACAGAGUUCCAACCGAAGCAACGUAAAACAUCUUCCGGAAAUAGUUCAGCAACUACAAACGGUGAUACGUCCCAGAUCAUGUCAUCCUCGGAAGCAGGGUCCAUCUCGGAUGCUUCGACAGACACACGUAAUGGUGAUAUAACAACUGAAUCGCGAAGUUCUUAGGUCAAUAAAAUAAUAUCUCCCAAAGCCUGAAGCUUCCAGUCAUAUUGUGAUUACACACACUAUUGGGUUUUGUGAAUUCCAGCAGUGAAACAUAAAGUAUUGCAUGGAAGGUGUCAGUAAAUGUUAAUGAAUUGAGACCAUGUUAUGCCAUAGACACUUAAAUGUGCUGAGUGGAGAAAGCUAGCAGACAUUUUUGGAGGAAGAAGCUAGUGAUUUUGUAGUGAAAGAGGAGGAGAGAAAUGGGACUCUCAAUGAAUGGCCCUGGUUAUGCCAGCCAUAUCUAGUUUGUAUGUACAGUUUGGUUAACCUGAAAGGUACUAUUUAUGCUUAUGGCAUAAUGACCACUUAGGAUUUUUACAGAGUUCAUGUAAGACUGCCUUUGAUCAUUAUUGCCUUUGACUGUAAAAUUCAGUAGAAGCUGAUACCUUGUUGUCUGUAUCUGAAUAGUUGAACAAGAAAAUGAACUCUGCAAUUUGUAAACUGUAUAAAUUCUAAUAAUUUCAGGUCUUGUCUUGGUACUUGUUGGGACAGACCUCAGGUAAAGACACAGGUUUUUCGCAUAAAGCGAAUGCAGUAACUUGAUAUAACACCAACGAUAACUCUUAGUCUAAAACCUGUCGGCAUUAUAAAUUUAGUUAGAAUCAUGUUACUGUUUCAGACUGAGGCUGAGAAACCAUUGUUAUGAUAAUGUACAAAUAUAUCAUGUUGCCUUGUUAGCAUUGUCUAAAAAUUCACUGAAUUUCCAGAGGUGCCACUUACGUGUUUUGCUGAGACAGUUGUUUGGAUUAAUCUUAUAACCUCCAUAUUUUUGAUGCUUGAUGAGAGUUUUAACACCUCUGUAUUAGUUCUUGGUACAGUCAUGGUAAUGCCAAGAGACAUUUCUUUAUGGUUAGGAUUUGGGCUGUAAGUCCUAGAUGUAAAUUUGUAACAAAAAUGGUGAAGUAGUGUAAUAUAGUGUGAAUGAGUGAAUGUGUUAUGAGAAGUGAAAGGUUUGAUACAUUUUGCUAAAAAUUAUGUACAGUAGCAUUCAGUAUCACUUUUAAGAUUAGUGUAUUCAGGUGUGACAUGCUUUUUAAGUGAGUAUUGUACGUAUUCACUUUUUUAUAGAAAAAUAAAUGUUGAGAAAAAUAUUUCUUGCUUAAUUUUUAUUUUUUUUUAUUUAUUUAUUUUUUCUUAUGAGUUUUUAGAAGAAAAAAAAUCCUGAAGCCAACAUCUUUUACACUAUUUCCUACUGUUCUGGGGUGAAGUCUUAUGAGGUGAGCGGGAACAGUAUUGUGUGAGGCCUCAACAUAAGGACAACCAGUUCCAUGUUAACUGAUGCAGAAUAACUUUAGUCCAGCUUGGCCCUGGAUCAUUUGGGUUGUGAAGGUAGAGAUUACCCCCCCCCCCUUCCUCUUGUGUAUGUCUAGCAUUAUUCACCCUGGUAUACAAGAACAAUUCUUUUGGUAUACAGUUUUAUCUCAAUUAAGUAUUUUAAAUUACUUUUUCUUUAACUACUUUUUCCAGUUAAAAAAUUUACUAAUAGUGUAUGGAACUUCACAAAUUAUGUUAUCAAGAUUAUAUGCAUGACAAGCAUAUUCUGUCCAAAUUUAUGUAAUGGUAGAUGUGUUUAGACAAUGCUGGAAAUAUUUCUAAUUGAAUUCUGCCUUUUUCGGUUAUGUGAUAUUGUUCCUUAUCCAAGAACUGUUAACCAGGAUUAUGGUUAUGGAUAUUCAGUAGUAAACCCCCAAUAUAACGGAUGAAUUGGAGGGAAGGCUGGUCUGUUGUAGACGUCCGUUAUAUCGGGGAUUUACUGUAGUAACAUGAGAAAUCUGUAUUUUGUAGUUUCCUAUUGAUUCAAAUAACCCUGUGAUUGAUCAAAUUAUGCAAUUAACCAAAGCUUUCUAAAGCAAGACUCGACAUUUCAACAACUGUAGGUUUAUCCAACAGAAGAAGUGAGACUACUAUACUUGUCAGCAGAACACAUGAUAAGUCUUACACACUUUGUAAUAAUUACCUCCCACAUUAUUAACUCCUCACAGAAUUUAUUUGUUGUGUCUGAGACUAGUGUUUUCUUUUAUAUAUAUUCAUUUGUACUGUACUUUCAGAGAAUUUUUAUUGAAAUAAAAUUUUCAUUUAUUUA